Molecule: messenger RNA, 2049 nt
Organism: Mucor velutinosus
Lineage: Eukaryota; Fungi; Mucoromycota; Mucoromycetes; Mucorales; Mucoraceae
Exons: 10
Coding region: 1-2049 (682 amino acids)
Biological process (GO): mitochondrial RNA 3'-end processing; RNA catabolic process
Cellular component (GO): mitochondrial degradosome
Molecular function (GO): ATP binding; hydrolase activity, acting on acid anhydrides; RNA helicase activity
Source: RefSeq, a predicted model, not a curated record
AUGCUACGAGCUCUACCAUUAACACAGAAUGCGCUUCGAAGUGCUAGAAAUACCGCCGCCACAUCAUUGUACAUUAGGUUCUUUACCAAUACAGCAUCAUGUUCAAGAGGUGCAUGGGCCCAUCCCGUGCUUAGACAAACUUCCAAUCCUAAACCAUCAAAGCCAAGAGCAUUAUUAAAGAGUAUAGCGGAUAUCAUUCAUACCAAGAAAAACCUUCCCUGGGUUCAGAGAAAUCUUGAACAGAAACUACGUAAAUUUUCGAGAAAUAACAAUGCUCGCCGAAAAUCUAAAAACUUGGGCAUCUCAAACAAACUUCAUAAUCAGAUUGUCGUGAGGUUUGUGGAAGAAGCACUGCAUGAAAAUAUACCACGCAUCACUGCCAAAGAACUACUCUCGUCUCUAGAAAGCAAUGAUAAUCAUACCGCCAUUGAUAAAGCAUUGGAGUCAGCAUUCUUAAAAUACGCCGAAGCCUUUAUCCCAGAGGAAAAGCUGGAAAAAUUCAAUUCGCUUCGAUCUAUCAGUGAUAUUCGUUUUCCCAGCGAAUGGUUUCCUGAUGCACGACAAAUGAAGAGAAAAAUCAUCCUUCACGUAGGACCAACAAACAGUGGCAAAACAUAUAGAGCACUGAAACAACUGGAACAAGCAGAAUCAGGCAUUUAUUGUGGACCAUUGCGUUUAUUAGCGCACGAAAUUUUCGAAAAGAUGAAUGAAAAAGGCGUAGCAUGCAACUUGCUGACAGGCGAAGAGAGAAGAGAAGUGGCACCUUUUGCGCCUUUGACAAGUUCGACAGUUGAAAUGGCUUCUCUCAACAAAACGAUGGAUGUGGCUGUCAUUGACGAGAUCCAAAUGAUUGCUGAUCCAGAUCGAGGAUGGGCUUGGACUCAGGCAUUACUGGGGUUGAAAGCCAAAGAGAUCCAUCUUUGUGGUGAAGCAUCCGCUGUACCUUUAGUCAAGAAGAUUUGUGAGACAUUGGAUGAGGAGGUUGUUGUCAACAACUACGACCGAUUGACUCCAUUUACUGUCAGUUUUGAGACGUUGCGCAAUGAUUUGAGCAAAGUGACCAAGGGGGAUUGCAUUGUUGCCUUUUCUAGACGAGAUAUUUUCAGCCUGAAGGAAAAGAUCGAGAAGGCAACUGGUUUACGAUGUGCAGUUGCUUAUGGUGCUCUGCCUCCAGAAACUCGUGCACUGCAAGCCAAGGCUUUUAAUGACCCUGAAAGCGGGUUUGACGUACUGGUAGCAUCUGAUGCAGUGGGCAUGGGGCUAAACCUGAACAUUCGACGCAUCAUCUUUUCAACAGUGCAAAAAUACGAUGGAUCCGACUUUUCAUACAUUAGUGUCCCUCAGUUGAAGCAAAUUGCAGGCCGAGCGGGUAGAUUUAACACAGCCUACGCUCAAGGAGAAGUAACUACGUUGAAGGAACGUGACAUAUUAUACGUACGUCAAGCUGUCUCUGCGCCUAUCAUUCCCCUUGAGAUGGCAGGCUUGCAGCCUACUGUCGAUAUUCUAGAAUUAUUUGCCCUACAAUUACCUGACGAAAAGUUUUCUGGAUUAUUACAAAAAUUUGAGGAUUUAGCUUCCUUAAAUGGCGAUUACUUUCUGUGCAACUUCAAGGAUCAAAAGACGAUUGCAGAUAAACUAGAGCACAUCAAACUGCCCUUAAAGGAUAGAUAUCAGUUUGUAACAGCACCAGUCAAUAUCCGUACUGAUUCAUCAAUGGAGAUGAUUGAGCGUCUUGCCGAAACGUUCAGUGAAAACAAAACAUGUACUCUAGAUGAUGUCAUUACACUACCAAAUGCUCUUGAACCUGGAUCAGUUUUGGAGAAUUUGGAGAGUAGCCAUAGAAACAUCAUGCUAUACAUGUGGUUGAGUCUUCGUUAUCCAGACACGUUUACAACAACUCCAGAGCACUCCAAUGCUGUGAAAACUCGUUGUGAGGUCAUGAUUGAUGAUGUAUUGAAAAGUACGAGCUAUGCAAAGGCUAAAAAAAGAGGCUCCAGCAAGCAGGUACGACCCUCCAAGAACCGCCAGAAACAGGCCAUCAAACAAUAG